This is a messenger RNA of Clupea harengus (Atlantic herring), 2571 nucleotides long. It is a transcript of the gene lrch4, whose product is annotated as leucine-rich repeats and calponin homology (CH) domain containing 4. Gene Ontology annotation, molecular function: protein binding. The record is from RefSeq and is a predicted model, not a curated record. Gene Ontology annotation, cellular component: cytoplasm. Lineage: Eukaryota; Metazoa; Chordata; Actinopteri; Clupeiformes; Clupeidae.
CAGCUUACUGACAGAUUGACAGUUACUACGGUCCGCUCGCGAAACGGAGUGGAUGUGUUUGUCUAGUCUGGAGAGGGAGAUUCAUUUUCUUGUUGGAUUUAACGUGAUGUCUUUUUUGGACUACAGAACUUCAACAAGGGAUACCACGCCUUUUGCGAGUACAGAAUAACGGAAAAGAAAAGUCUAAUUUCAGGCUUUUAACUUACUAUACGAAUAAAGUGAUAUUAGCGGCGUAUUUGUGUUUCAUGGCUGCUGGGGAUGUUUCCCAGCUGCCGGCGACAAUAGCGGCCAGCCGGAACGUGGAGAAGGCGCUGGAGGAGGCUGCGUCGAGCGGUGCUCUCAACUUGUCUAACCGUAAACUGAAGGAGUUUCCACGAACCGCUAAGAACUAUGACUUGUCGGACAUUACAUACGCAGAUCUGUCUAAGAACCGGCUGUGCGAGCUGCCUGAGGAGCUGUGUCAGUUCAUCUCCCUGGAGACGCUCAGCCUCUACCACAACUGUGUGCGCUCCGUCUCCGCCAACCUGUGCCACCUACAGGCCCUCACCUACCUCAACAUCAGCCGUAACCAGCUCUCUAGUCUGCCCCCAUCCGUGUGUCAGCUGCCCUUACUGCGGGUUCUCAUCGUCAGUAACAACAAGCUGUCGGCCCUGCCCGCCUCCAUACCCGCCCUCACACACCUCCGCCAGCUGGACGUGAGCUGUAAUGAUCUGCAGGGUUUGCCUGUGGAGCUUGGCCAGCUGGCCAGUCUCCGGGACCUCAACCUGCGGAGGAACCAGCUCACCACGUUGCCCGAAGAGUUGGCCGAGCUGCCGCUGGUGCGUCUGGACGUGUCGUGUAACCGGGUGGUGCGCGUGCCCGUCUGCUACCGCCACCUGCGGCACCUGCAGACCAUCAACCUGGACAACAACCCGCUGCAGUCGCCGCCGGCACAGAUCUGCUCCAAGGGCAAGUUCCACAUCUUCAAGUACCUCAACAUGGAGGCGUGCAAGAGGAGCCAGGACGAGCUGCUGGCGCUGCGGCCCACACACUUCAACAGCUGCUUGUCGGAUCAGGAGCUGUUUAUUGGGCAGUACGGAGGGCUGGACUCUGGCUUCAACAGCGUGGACAGUGGCAGCAAGAGGUGGUCAGGAAACGAGUCUGCCGAUGACUUCUCUGAACGCUCUCUGCGUAUGGCUGAGAUUAACCGAGAACACAGGAAUCUAUUGGAGGAGGAGACACACACAAUACUGCCCACAGAAAAAGUAAAUGGAGAGGUGGAGCAGGUGGACUUCAUCGACAGCAGCGUGACAGAAGAGGAGGAGCCUGAGCCGCAGCGGCCCAGCACACCGCUCACAGCUCCCCCACAGGAUAAGAGUGAAAGUGUAUCACCAUCGCACAGCCCAGAGUCCGCAGACAGCAGGACGAGUGUGAGUGUGGAGUCUGCGGACUCCCCGCCGCCCUCCUCCUCCAGUCCGUCCAGCCCCACGGAGGAGCGGCGGAGGCCCGGCACGCUGCUCAUCUGGCAGGAGCGCGAGCGCCGCGUGCAGCAACAGAAGGCCCGUGACAUAGUCUUGCUGAAGACUGCAGUGAAAACAGGAAGUAACGCCACAGCGAGCAGCUCACAGGCAGGAAGUAGCACCGGUGGUGGAUCAACCGAAAGCAGCCCUCCCACCCAAAAUGGCCUCAGAAAUAGAUGUGCAAGUGCAGACCAGAUGUCUUCCCUCUUAAACACAGCGGCCAGCCAACAGCGGCCGUUCAGCAGACAAGUCUCAGAGGGAAUCUCAGCCCCCAAGCCCACCUCUCCCCCCGGCCAGGCUCAGAAACCCAACAGCUUCCUGUUCCGCACCUCCUCUCGCUGUUCUGUGCAGUCUCUGGUGGAGUCUGGACGCAGUGAGUCCCGCACCACCCUCAGGAGUCCCCGGGAGGAGAAGCCAGAGGUGCUCCAGCUGCGCAAGACUCUGGAGUCCAAGCUGAAGAUCUCUCUCCCCGAAGACCUCGGCGACGCCCUGUCCAAUGGCACCAUCCUCUGCCAGCUGGUCAAUCAAGUCCGACCGCGAGCCGUGUCAAUCAUCCACAUCCCCUCCCCCGCAGUGCCCAAACUGAGCGCUGCCAAGUGUCGACUCAACGUGGAGAACUUCCUCGCUGCCUGCCGCAAACUGGGCAUCCCAGAGGCGGAGGUGUGUAUAGCGUCCGAUGUGCUCUGCUGUCGGCUGCCAGCUGUGAUGCGUACAGCGCGAGCCUUGCUGGCCCUGGAGGGGGAGGAGCCGGGGGCAGAACCCGUGGAGGAGUCAAAGGGCCGCCCACGUGAGGCUCCUUCCUCCCUCUCUCCCGCCUCCCCCUCCUCGGCCCCGCCCCUCCGGCUCCCCAGCGGCUUCCUGCUCUUCUACUCCCUCGCCAUGGCUCUGCUCUAUGCCCUCUACUGCCACCUCACCGCCUAGAGCGUGUGUCUGUGUGUGUCUGUGCGUGUGUCUGUGCGUGUGUGUGUGUGUGCACGCACUAUGGGCUAUCGCAAAUGCUGCAAAAGUAAACUGUCAUGCUUGUCAGUGGCUAAGGAAGAUUUAUGUACAUACACACAAUCACAGCUAUGUA